Molecule: messenger RNA, 4089 nt
Organism: Telopea speciosissima
Lineage: Eukaryota; Viridiplantae; Streptophyta; Magnoliopsida; Proteales; Proteaceae
Product: putative disease resistance protein RGA3
Exons: 3
Coding region: 1-4089 (1362 amino acids)
Biological process (GO): defense response to fungus
Molecular function (GO): ADP binding
Source: RefSeq, a predicted model, not a curated record
AUGUCUAUCUCUGUUACUUCUGACUCUGAUAGAUGGAUUUGUUCUUUGAGCAAGAAUGGCUUUUUGGACAUAGGACAACAAGAGGUAGAGAUACUGAAGAGUAUUGAACACGAACUUGAUCAGGCUGAAGAAUUGGGAGUUCAUCUUCAGGAUAUUUUCGCUUCUUGUUUACUCAAGAAAAAAAUGGCUAUGAGAGAUUAUGCAGCUGGUAAGGAGUUGAUCUCUACUACUCUCGGACGACUACGUAUUCACAAGGAGUAUACAAAGCUUCAGGAUACUGUAAGCGAGACCAAAGUUAUACUUAUGGAUCUAGAAAGGCGGCAUUUGCAGGGUGAAGAGGAUGUAGCAGCAAGGAUAUGGUUAAAAGAGAUUAAAGAAUUAUAUUACGAAGCAGAUGACUUGUUAGACGAGUUCUCAUAUGGAGCCAUGGGAAUUCAAAUGGAGAUUCAAAACUGGAUGAGGACCAGAAAGGUAAGCAUUAAUUCCUUGUCAGUACUGUCGUACCCACUUUUAUUCAGUUGUAGAAUGUCUCGUAAAAUCAAGGAUUUCCAAAAUGUGCUAGAUGAGCUGAAACGAGAAAUUAAGUUCCCCGAUUCUAGAGAGGCAGAGAACCAUGAAAUAAAUGAAAUAGACCGACUACCUACUGCUAAUAUUGAUGAUACUUUGGUAUAUGGAAGGGAUGCGGAAGAAGAAAAGAUUGCUAAUAUGUUAAUUGAUCCAAACAAUGAAGAAAUGCUUUCAAUUAUUUCUAUGGUGGGGAUAGGGGGUGUUGGCAAGACAACACUAGCACAGCAAAUCUUCAAUGAUGGGUCAAUAAGGUCACAUUUUGAUCUGAGAUUUUGGGUUUAUGUGUCGUCGGAGUUUGACGUGAAAAGGGUUGUAAAAGAAAUAAUUGAACUUUCUGGAAGAAGUACGGGUGAUUUAACAAAUUGGGACAAUUUACAGCAUAUCUCUGAAGAGAUUUUGAGUGGAAAAAGGUUUUUACUUGUAUUGAAGGAUGUGCAGCCGACUGUAGAUAAAGAAAAAUGGGAUAAUUUUAUAACUUUGUUAAGAGUUGGGUCCAAAGGGAGCAAAAUUAUGGUAACAACACAGAGUCAUGAAGUUGCGUUAAUAAUGGGGACACUUCCUCCAUUUUUUUUACUUGGACUAUCAGAAGAAGAAAGUUGGGCAUUGUUCAGGAGAAAAGCAUUUGGUAGAGGAGGUGCAGUGGAGAGUCCAGAUCUAGUCAGAAUAGGAUUGGAACUUGUUAAGGAAUGCCGAGGUUUACCAUUAGCGUUAAAAACUCUUGGUGCCAUGAUGCAGUACAAGACAGAUAUAGAAGAGUGGACAACUGUCCUAAAUACUAUGAAAGCACUACGUAGCAAUAUAAAUAAAGAUAUUUCUACUCUGAUCAUUUGUUACAAUGACAUGAAGUCACCAUGGAAACGAUGCUUUUUAUAUUGUUCAGUAUUUCCUGCCAAUUUUCUAAUUGGGAAGAAGAAAUUGAUUCAACUAUGGAUGGCUGAAGGUUUCUUAGAAGAAGAAGCAUCCAGUAAUGGAGAUGUAAUAUCACUGGAGGAUAUAGGUAAUGCAUAUUUUAAUUCAUUGGUGCUGAGGUGCUUCCUUCAAGUUGUCAAAAUGGAUGAUAAGGGUGAACCAUUAGAGUGCAGGAUGCUUAACACUGUACAUUAUUUUGCACGGAUUGUCUUGGGAAAUGAAGUCAAGAUAGUGCAGAAUGUUGACAAGGUGGAGCCAGAUCGUGAAACACGUUAUCUAUCAUUUUUUGUUCGUAGUGACACAGAAUCAAUUCCUGACAAAUUCUACACCAUGAUCAUGAACAAAGUUCGGACAUGGCUUAAUUGUUCUAAUAAUAUUUCUCCUGUCCAGUUAUUAAAAUUUAAGAGGCUGCGUGUACUAGAACUUAGACACAUCAGCAAAGAUGAGUUGCCAUCCUCAAUUGGAGAGUUAAUGCACUUGAGAUAUCUUGAUCUUUCCUAUGGUAGGUUUAAGGAAUUACCUUCGUCCAUUUCCAAACUCUACUAUUUGCAAACAUUGAAGCUGUUACAUUGUAGAUAUCUUCAAAGAUUACCUAAAGGAAUGACAAAACUGAUCAACCUGAGGCAUCUAGAAAUUGAAAGAAGUCUGAACACUCCAAGAGGUUUAGGGCAAUUGAGAAACCUUCAAACCUGCUUCACUGUAUUUAAGUUGGGCAACAGUGUUACAACUGAAGCUGGUAUUGAAGAGCUGGGAUGUCUACAACAACUUGGAGGAAGUUUGAGUUUAAUUGGUCUCGGCAAUGUGAAAAAUGGAGCAGAUGCUAAAGCAGCAAAAUUGAAUGAGAAAAGAAGACUCCAGGAGUUGACAUUAGAAUGGGAAUCGGAUUUGCAUGUUUGUACCGAGGAGGAUAGCAGGAAACAAGACGUCGUAUUAGAGGAGCUCCAACCUCAUCAUCAAAAUCUAUUUCUUUUGAAGAUACUUCGUUUCAGUGGGACCAAGCUCCCUACAUGGUUGAAUGGGAGUUCACACCUCUCAAAUUUACGUGAACUCUGUAUUUACUCAUGUCACCAUGUAAAGUCUUUGGAUCUGACAGGCUUGAGGUCUCUUCGGGAACUGAUGAUUUCAUAUUGUGAAAAUCUGGAGUAUGCAAGAGUCGAGGGUCUCAUGGCCUUGGAGCUUUUGGAAUUCAAGGGAUGCGAUAAGCUGAAAUCUCUUGGAGCGAAGGGGGCAAAUCAGGAAGAGCAAGUGGGUUCUUCACAAGAAGAGCACGUGCACAACAUACCCAAUCUUGUUAAACUUGUGAAGCUGCGGAUCCAAAGUUGCGAUCGUCUUACAACUUUACCCGAGAAGGAGAUGUUACUUCUGCAAUCACUGAAGACACUGCACAUAGAUAUUUGUGCAAAUCGAAUGGUUUUGACCAAAGGCUUAGAAAACCUUUCAUUGCUUCAGCACUUGCAGAUAGAAAAUUGCUCAAAUCUAGAGGCAUUGCCAGAGGGCUUACGACAGAUCUCAUCUCUUCAACACUUUGCAAUUAGGGAGUGCCCUAAGCUCGAGUCUUUAUCAGAAGAGAUACAACACUGGAGAUCACUUCAAAAACUAGGUAUUUUCACUUGUGCAAAUCUAAGGGAUUUGCCAAGGGACAUUGCUAAGCUUACAUCACUUCAAGAAUUGGAGAUCAAUGGAUGUGAUUGCUUGAUCUCUUUUCCAGACGAGACACAAGAAUUGAUGUCAUUAAAAAUGCUGAAGAUUGAGCAGUGUUCAAAUUUGAGAGCUCUGCCAGAAGGCCUGGGCAAACUCUCCUCGUUAGAGGUAUUGGAAAUUUCGAGUUGCAAUAGGUUGACGUCUUUGCCUGGAGGGAUGCAACACUUAACAUCACUAGACACACUGAAGAUAAAAGGCUGUGAUAACCUGAAAAGACUACCAGAGGAAUUUGGGAACCCCUCAACCCUUCGUGUGUUGGCUAUAAUUGGUUGUCCUAAUCUACAAGUUCUACCAGAGGGCUUGGGAAACCUCCAAAACCUCCGUCUGUUGGAAAUAACUGAUUGUUCCAAUCUAACAGCUCUACCAGAUGGCUUGGGAGAACUCUCAUCCCUUCGAUCUCUGUACAUCCAGAGAUGUGUUAAUUUGACAUCGUUCCCUGACACUCUACUGCGCAUGAGAUCCUUACGAGUACUUUGGUUGAUCGAGUGUCCCAAACUAAAAGAUUUGUCCAGCGGGUUGAGAUCUCUCUCAGCACUUGAGAAGUUGACCAUCUGGGGAUGUCAUAACCUCAUCAAGCUUUUUCCGGGGGAGGACUUCUGGGGGAUUCAAGCCCUGAACUCGUUACAAGAGCUGACCAUUUCACAUUGUUCGAAACUAGAAACCCUGCCUUACGGAUUGGAGAAACUCCAGUCACUUAAAGAGCUGGUUAUUUGGAAUUGCCCUGAAUUGGAAUCUUUUGAGAACGUGAUAGCACAGCUGAAAGAGGGAAAGUUACGAAAACUUAACAUAAAAGACUGUCCUUGCCUGGAGACCAUGGAUGAUGCAUCUUAUUCCCAUUUUAACAGUGUCCUUACUCCUCCAGGCUACAGGUUCAUUUUCUCGUACGUAAAACUCAUUUCUAAACAAUGCUAA